ACAACGUAGCAGCCAUCUUUUGCCUGAUUAUGGUGUUUGAGGUCCGCUCUUCACGACCCAUUCAAGCUUCCCCGACAUGCGCCUGGGGCCAACAUUUCCAGACCUUUCAUUUGGGGAGAAAGAGGAGGAGCGGCUAAAAGCGGAGGUUUGAGGGCCUAGAGUGGUGAUGUACGUCCCCCGGGCGGAGUUUCUUUGCGUUUGCCCUCACUUCUCAGAAAGCACUGCACGGAGGAAGAGACAACAGAGCCCCACGACUCUGCACUUCCCCAGAAGGAGAGAGAAAAUGAGCACAUUCCAGGAGGCGGUGACCUUCAAGGACGUGGCCGUGGCCUUCACCGAGGAGGAGCUGGGGCUGCUGGACUCAGCCCAGAGGAAGCUGUACCAGGAUGUGAUGGUAGAAAACUUCCGGAACCUGGUCUCAGUGGAAGAAAACAAUCAAAGUGAGUUGAGGGCCGUUCAAGACAGAGGAUCACGUGAAGACCUUUCCUGCCGGCAAAUCUGGCAACAAAUUGCAAAUGACUUAACCAGAUGCCAAGACUCCACGAUAAAUAGUUGUCAGUUCCACAAACAAGGUGAUUCCCCCUGCCAGGGUGGGGCAGGACUCUCUAUUCAAAUUUCUGAAGAUGAGAACCAUAUAUUAAAUGAUAAAGCGGGUGAUCCCAGUAGUACUGGAAAUCCAAGGUUUGCAACCUUGAGAGCCCAGGAUUCCUGGAGGAAAACUUCAUUGACUGAGUUGCAGAAUUAUCAGAAUAGACACCAGCAAAUUUCCAUGAAAAAUAAACUGUGUCAGGGUAAAGAGGAUGUUGACACCAUCAGUUGGAUUUCACAUCACCUUGAUGCUCAUGGAGUACACAAGGGUCAAAAAUCUUACAGCUACAGUGAUUAUAGAAAAGAUAGCACGAGGGUUUCAACACUGGAUCAGAAAACUAUGAUUCACACAGGACAAAAACCUUACCAGUGUAACGAAUAUAAAAAAACCUUCACCGAUCUCUCCACCUUUGAUCUUCACCAGCAAUUACACUCAAAAGAGAAGUCUCACGUGUGCAGUGAGUGUGGAAAAGGCUUCCGUUACAGCUCAGUUCUUCAUAUUCAUCAGAGCGUUCACGUGGGAGGAAAAUGCAGUGAGUGUGAUGAGUGUGGCAAGGAGUUCAGUCAGAGCUCACAGCUGCAGACUCCUCAGAAAGUCCACACUGUAGAGAAACCGUUCAAAUGUGGGGAAUGUGGGAAAGGCUUCAGUCGUAGGUCAGCACUUACUGUUCAUUGUAAAGUCCACACGGGAGAGAAACCUUAUAAUUGUGAGGAGUGCGGGAGGGCCUUCAGUCAGGCCUCUCACCUUCAGGACCAUCAGAGAGUCCACACUGGGGAGAAACCAUUCAAAUGUGACAUGUGUGAUAAGAGCUUCAGUCGGAAUUCACACCUUCAGUCCCAUCAGAGAGUCCAUACGGGAGAGAAACCAUACAAAUGUGAGGAGUGUGGGAAGGGCUUCAUUUGUAGCUCAAAUCUAUACAUUCAUCAGAGGGUCCACACAGGAGAAAAACCCUACAAAUGUGAGCAAUGUGGGAAAGGCUUUAGUCGGCCUUCAAGUCUUCAGGCCCAUCAGGGAGUCCACACUGGAGAGAAAUCAUACAUAUGUAAUGUGUGUGGUAAAGGCUUUACUCUGAGUUCAAACCUUCAGGCACAUCAAAGAGUCCAUACAGGAGAGAAACCAUACAAAUGUGAUGAGUGUGGGAAGAGCUUCAGGAGGAACUCCCAUUAUCAAGUUCAUCUGGUUGUCCACACAGGGGAGAAGCCCUAUAAAUGUGAGGUAUGUGGGAAGGGCUUCAGUCAGAGUUCAUAUCUUCAAAUCCAUCAGAAGGCCCACAGCAUAGAGAAACCUUACAAGUGUGAGGAGUGUGGGCAAGGCUUCAAUCAGAGUUCACGACUUCAGAUUCACCAGCUGAUCCAUACCGGUGAGAAACCAUACAAAUGUGAAGAGUGUGGGAAGGGAUUCAGUCGAAGAGCAGAUCUUAAAAUUCACUGCAGAAUCCACACCGGAGAGAAACCGUAUAAUUGUGAGGAGUGUGGGAAAGUCUUCAGGCAGGCCUCAAAUCUUCUGGCCCAUCAGAGAGUCCACAGUGGAGAAAAACCAUUCAAAUGUGAAGAGUGUGGGAAGAGCUUUGGUCGGAGUUCACACCUUCAAGCCCAUCAAAAAGUCCACACUGGAGAAAAGCCAUACAAAUGUGAGGAGUGUGGGAAGGGCUUCAAGUGGAGCCUGAACCUCGACAUGCAUCAGAGGGUCCACACAGGAGAGAAACCAUAUAAGUGUGGGGAGUGUGGGAAGCACUUCAGUCAGGCCUCAAGUCUUCAGCUUCAUCAGAGUGUCCACACUGGAGAGAAGCCGUACAGAUGUGACAGAUGCAGUAAGGUCUUCAGUCGGUCUUCACAGUUACAGUCUCAUCAGAGAGUGCACACAGGGGAGAAGCCUUACAAGUGUGAGACCUGUGGUAAGAGCUUCAGUUGGCGCUCCAAUCUAACAAUUCAUCACAGAAUCCAUGCUACUGAUAAAUCCUAUAAAAGUGAUAGGAGUGGUAAGACUAUCAGAGAGCCCACACAGGAAAAAAGUUCCAUAAAAUGAUUAAAAAA
Molecule: messenger RNA, 2622 nt
Organism: Eubalaena glacialis (North Atlantic right whale)
Lineage: Eukaryota; Metazoa; Chordata; Mammalia; Artiodactyla; Balaenidae
Product: zinc finger protein 226-like
Exons: 5
Coding region: 167-2614 (815 amino acids)
Biological process (GO): regulation of DNA-templated transcription
Source: RefSeq, a predicted model, not a curated record